AUGAUUACGAUUUGUCGGGCGGAGGACGGCCAAGUAUUCCAAGUUAACGCGUCUGUUCGUGAUAUUGAAGGAACCGGAAGUCUUGAACAAUUCUUGCAACAGGAAACUGGAAUCGAAGCAGAUGCAGCGUUAGCUUUUCUGUCUGAUGGAAGACGGUUGACUACUGGCAAUAUUCGUGAUUUGAGUAGCGCCCAGGACCAGUAUAUUUUUGUGUUCAACCAAGACCUCAUUGAAUCCAAUCUUGAGGAUUCACUCAAUCGACUGAUAAUCGAACCACCUUUUCAAGCUGCAAUUGAAGACUCGACAGCUACCCCUCCCAUUCGACAUGCUGCACUUGCCACGUCUUACGCACGUACUGCACAAAUUCAUCAUGAACACAUACAACACAUCCUACGUUCGCUCUCGUUGCAGCAUCAAGCACUUCAGAUAGCUUCUACAAGUCUUGACUAUCACAUCCUGCAAAUAUAUGAGACGUUUGAUGCUUUCGCGUCCAAUGGCAGGAAAGAACUGGAGAAGCAGGCAUCAUUGUUGGAAGGGUUAGAUGCAGACCUUGAUAUUUUAUCGAAGGUUGGAGUGCACGUAGAGUUCUGUUCAACGGCUGUGAGAAUGGCAAUAGAGGCCGGAGAGAAGCCACGGGUACUGACUGAUUAUGUCUCCAAACUGAAGAUGAGACAAGUUGCUGACGGUUGUGCCAAAACUCAUGAGGACCUCAAGUCUCGUUUUCAGCAGGUAGAAGACGCGGUUAACAAACUUAAACAUGGAGCAGAUUCAGUGAGAAACAAUUUGGCCAAUGCACUCCUCUUCGAUGAGGCUAGUACUUGUGCAAGGCGAUCAGAAGAUCUAUUGAAUCGGAUAACAGACGCCUCUGCUGCCCUGGAAAGCCCUGCUUCUGACACGGACUCUUUGCUCCAAGAUCUCCGGCAUCUUGACAGCUCCCAUCGACUCGAACUGCAAGAAAUCACUCACAAGAAGAAUUUGUAUACCCGACAAUGUUUGACAGUACUCCGACAUAUUGCUGCACUGAACAACGACAUUGUAAAUGUUCCUCCAGCUCUGGCCGCGCUGGUUGUCAGCUUUCGCGGAAAAACAAGCUUCUCUCAUAUUCAGAGGCUUCAUAACAUGCUAUAUGCUUAUGGCGCUACAGUCAUAGAAAUUGUUCGUAGAAAAGAAUUUUCAAGGUUUUUCUUUCAACGAGCUCAAAGCAUACUGGAAGUUAUGGCAAAGGUUUCAGCAAACGAACGAAAACGCCGGCAAGUUUACCGAGGGGAAGUCCACGGUCAACUCCCAUUUGAGACCAAAGGCCUAGAUGAUCCAGUACCGACGAUCGAUUUUACGCCGUCAGGAGGAACCGAUUUUGUCUACUCAUUUGAAAGAGCUGACGUAGAUAAUUUGAUUCGAGUCUUGGAUGACCUGGAGCAAUACUCUCGCGCAAGUCAGAACUCGGUCGCUCUCAAAGCCGUUCGAGAGUGUCGAUUCGCGUUGGAGAAACUUAUUGGAAAGAUGGAUAAUUUAGAACUGGGUUUCGAUAAGAUUGCUGAACGCUCACUACUUUCGCGUUCUCAUAUUUCACAAUCCCGUAGACGGUCGACAGAAAUUGAGGAGCAAGCGAUUCAAGAGCUUGCAGAUGAACUCCGUACCACCCAGGAAGCGAAAGCGUUGCAGGAGCAAACCUUCAAUGAAGACAAAUUGGCGCUGCAAGCCGAGAUCCGUCGUCUCAGCGCUAAAUGCUUGGAGAGUGAUGCAUCCCUUUCUCUGGAGCAAGAGCGAUCGGCGAGAUUAGAGCGCGAGUUGCAACAGGUACGCGGCCAGAUGGAAAGUGAAGCCGUGGCCCGACGGAUUCUGGAACAACGGAAUGCUGAACUUGACGCCGACAUUUCCAAGCAGCGAACUGAGAUUGCGGAUGCGUUGGCCGAUGCUACGGAGCAAACCCGACAGGCUGAGAUGCUGCGACAGGAGCUGGCGCAGGUCCAAGAAGAAGUAGAAGAGGUCAAGCAGUUGGAGAAGCGGAAUGCCGACACCGUUGCAAGGCUGAUGGAAGAGCAGACGAAGAACUUGCGCAACUUAGAGGAAGCAAGGGCUCGUGGGGAGGAUUUGGAACUUCAGAUUCAGACCGUACGCUCUGAGAGUGAUCAGUUACACCAAGCACUGAGGAAGGCCAGCCAGGAGAAAGAUAAACUUCUGAGGGACCAGGCUUCCGAACACGAAAUGCGCCUGCGCGAUCACAAAGCUGAAGCAGACGGCGACCGGGCUGUUUUAGACCGCCAGUUUUCUGAGUUGCAAGCUGUUCUGGAACACAAGGAGCGGCAGCUCAAGGACGUUCGCGGAGACCUCGAAGUCGCUAACGCUGAUGCUGUCGGCCUUCGUCAGGAGUUGCAACGCGUGGAGCAUGAACUGCGAGAUGCCCGUGAACUUAUACGCGUACAUCGCGAAGACCUCAAGGCUGGUCAAGCUUCUCAGCAUGAGUAUGAACAGAGGAUUGAGAACAGCAAUCGUCUUAUUGCUCAGAUACUCGACGUCGCUAUUACGUUCAGGAACACUCACGUCAAGGCUUUGCAUAUAGCUCAGUCUAUUUCUUCACAUCCUAGCUCGACUCGUCACACGUCUGCCAACCUAGCAGAGUCCGCUUUCUCUAUGACUGGCUUCCGCCAUAACGUUAUUGGGCAACCUGAUGAACCUUCUCCCAUCGACCCGUCGGAUCCAAACACUGCACUGGAAACGCUGCGUGAAUUUGAUCAUGACCACUUUUUGGAGGCAGUAACGAAGACGGGCACCAUCAUCCGCAAGUGGCAAAAACAGUGCAAGGAAUACAGAGAGAGAGCGAAGGGUAAGAUCUCGUUUAGGAAUUUCGCCAAAGGGGAUCUAGCAUUGUUUCUGCCAACACGGAACUCGGCAACGGGGCAUCUCGCUGAACAACUCAAGACGCGAGAAUGGAUUGUGGCUAGAAUUACAUCUAUUACAGAACGUAUAGUGGAUCAAAAGGAUCCGUCCAGCAACCCAUACGGAUUAGGUGAUGGCGUCAAAUAUUAUAUGCUUGAAGUUGAAGACUGGACGCAACCAACCAACAACAAACGGCGGCUAUCGUCAAGAAAAAUAUCUGGCGCCGACAAUGAAACGAAAGAAGUCUUUCCAACUGGGGCAGUCAGUAAAUUAAGUCCCUCUGCGCUUCCUCCUGGUCCGCCUGAAGCUGAAGUUGAGGAAACAUUCUUGGUCACGCAUCCCCCUAAUUCGCACCUGUUUCCGGUAAGAGGUCGAUCCAACAGCUCACCAACGGCGCGUCCGUCAUCAUUGUCGCGUCUCCUUGCCCAAGCCUCUCCGGCUCCGGAAACCUCAAUUGAAACAUCUGCAGGCCCCGAUCCCGAAAUUAAAAGUCCUUCCCCUCAUGCCUCACCACCGCCUGCAUCGUCUCCUCAGAUUGCUGUUUCGGUUCCUCAAAGUGUCAAUGUCAAUAGUAAUCAUUCUUCGAUGCCAUCUCCCCUGCGUCCUGGUUCGCGUGCGUCUCGGCUUUCUACUACAUCACGGUUUUCUGUGGGUCGAGGAGUCCCGGUCCUAAGCACAGGCGGAUCGAUGCAAUCGAAGGCUGCUCCUACCACUGCGCUGAGUGAGCAGCCGAUGGCAUCUUCACCCUCCUCCUCUGCGGAGAAUCCGUUCAUGUCUCCCACGACACCUUCACCCGAGGAAUCCAUUUCUGAUGCCCUCAAGAACAUCGUCACUCUGCCUAACAAAACCACCAGACCGAGAACGACAUCUUAUCAAACCUCGCGUCCGUCUCCACUAGCAGCAACCACCUCACAGGCGACUGUUGUUCCCUCCAGGCCGUCUCUCGCGGCCGCGGUUACAACAAAUCCGCUGACAUCUCUCGCCAACAGUUGGGGUAUGUCAUUUGGACGAAAGAAGAAGACAGAUACGGGGAAUCUGACCCCUACAGCUGAAUCGUCCAACGAUGGGGCAGAGCGCGAGAGUGAACCAACUAUAUCUGAUAAUCCGAACACAUCGCAUAGUGCACGAGAGAUGCUCAAACGGUUCUGA
This is a messenger RNA of Psilocybe cubensis, 4026 nucleotides long. RefSeq lists its product as uncharacterized. The transcript has 17 exons. The coding region runs from base 1 to 4026 and encodes 1341 amino acids. The record is from RefSeq and is a predicted model, not a curated record. Gene Ontology annotation, molecular function: molecular adaptor activity; protein kinase binding. Gene Ontology annotation, biological process: positive regulation of protein phosphorylation; piecemeal microautophagy of the nucleus; autophagy of mitochondrion. Gene Ontology annotation, cellular component: Atg1/ULK1 kinase complex; extrinsic component of membrane; phagophore assembly site membrane. NCBI's taxonomy places the organism in Eukaryota, Fungi, Basidiomycota, Agaricomycetes, Agaricales, Agrocybaceae.